This is a messenger RNA of Solenopsis invicta (red fire ant), 1912 nucleotides long. RefSeq names its product farnesyl pyrophosphate synthase. Gene Ontology annotation, molecular function: dimethylallyltranstransferase activity; (2E,6E)-farnesyl diphosphate synthase activity. The coding region runs from base 754 to 1833 and encodes 359 amino acids. Gene Ontology annotation, biological process: trans, trans-farnesyl diphosphate biosynthetic process. Gene Ontology annotation, cellular component: cytoplasm. The transcript has 5 exons. NCBI's taxonomy places the organism in Eukaryota, Metazoa, Arthropoda, Insecta, Hymenoptera, Formicidae. The record is from RefSeq and is a predicted model, not a curated record.
GGUCGGUUUGGUGCGGUGCGGGAACUUCGGGAUCGGACCGGAUAAGGCUCGUCGGUUGGUCAGGUGUCCGUAAUGACUAUAUCCAAUGUUUUACGUAGCAAAAGAUAGUGAAUGAUUUAUUAAAAAUAACAAUUGCAAAAGAGUUGACAGAAUGAACAUGAAAGAAAAUAAAAGAGCUAACGAAAUAGAGAGAUAUCAAAAUAAAGAGAUAAUGAUAGAGCUAAUAACAUAGAGAUCGCAAAGAGACAAUGAUAGAGAUAAUAGUAUAGAGAUCGCAAAGAGAUACUGAUAGAGAUAACAAUAUGGCUGGUACUCGAAUUACCAGUUACGCGGCGGAGUACCUGUAACGGUCUUUUUACGCGGUUUAUAUCUAAUGCUAGAACUAUCUAUUUACAAGUUUUCGGCUAGACUAGUGAGUUAUGCGGGCUGCUUGCCCGUACGGUCGGGGAGUCGCGGGGCGCGGCGGGAUUGGAUGACGCGGUGGUUUGCGCGUAUGCACAAGUGCGGGUUGUUGCCGGCGCGGUCGCCGCCGCGAUUCGCCCGAGCACGCCCCGUGCAAGUGGGGCGCUUGAUCGACAGGUUGCUUGUGCCCUGCCGAUGACUAGGUUACGAGAUUCGUCGGUUCGACAGUAAAGGUAUUCGGGGACGACGGUGUUUGGUCGAGAAUGCUCGGCCGGUGAGAAUGACGAGAAUGCUCGUCGAGGAUCUCGGACGUGAUUGGUCGAGAAUGCUCGGCCGGUGAUAAGGACGAGAAUGCUCGUCGAGGGUAUUGGAGUUGACUGGUCGACUCGGCGUUCGUUGUUCGGAGGACGGAACGGUGGCGCACGGACGGUGGAGGGGCGUAUCGUUACAAAGUUAUAUGAUGUUUUCUGCUACAGAAGGUACACAUUUCAUAAAACAUUUCUCUUACAGAUAUUAGAAUACAACGUUCUAGGCGGAAAGCAAUUUAGAGCGUUGAUUUUAAUAUACGCUUACCAAUUAGUAACAAACAAAUUCACAAAGGAAAAUAUGCGGUUAGUACGCAUUGUAGCAUGGUGUAUGGAACUGACACAAGCUGCUGCCAUCAUGAUUGAUGAUUUACAAGAUCAAUCGUUAUUUCGGCGAGGUAAUCCAUGUUGGUACCGAUGCGACCAAAUUGAGCUGGCAGCUAUAACAGAUGCUCUAAAGUUAAAGCAUUCUAUAUUUUAUUUAAUUAAAAAACAUUGCAAAGGAAAAGAAUGCUACGUGGAUCUAAUGGAAACAUUUGAGGAAACUUCAUCAAAAACAGUAGAUGGUCAGAUAUUAGACCUGCAGCUAUCCACAAAUGUGAACAAGAAGCCAAAUUUGGAAUUAUUUACAAUGGACACAUAUAAUUGUAUUGUUAGAAACAAGACGUCCUAUUAUUCUGUCGUUCUGCCAAUAACAAUAGCAAUGCAUUUGGCUGGAAUAAAAGACCGAGAAAGUUUUAUGCAAGCAGAAUCAAUUUCAUUGGAAAUAGGACGUUUGUUUCAAAUUCAGGAUGACUUCUUGGAUUGCUUCGGAGACUCAGAAGUCAGUGGCAAAGACAGCACUGAUAUUCAGGAUGGAAAAUGCACAUGGUUUGUUGUCGAGGCUCUUCAACGCGCUACUCCGGAACAGCGUAAAAUUUUAGAAGAAUGUUACGGUUUUUCGGAUCCGGAGAAAGUGAAACGCGUAAAACAACUGUACACUGAUUUAAAUUUGCAAAAAAUUUACACGUUAUACGAAAACAAAGUAUAUAAUUUAAUAAAUAAACGUGUACAGCAGAUGUCAUGUGGGAUUCUACACGAGCUUUUUGUGAAUUUAUUAAAAGCAUUUUAUCACAGAAAAUCAUAAAAUAAUCAUAUAUUUGAAGAAAGAGAAAAAUGUAUCCAUAUUUUAUAUAUUAAAUAUACUUAUGCACGUUAACUUUUAA